AUGCCGCAGUGGUUACGCGCGGCGGUGGGGGCAUGGGCCGGUGGCACGGUGCGUCAGGCUUCUUUGGCUGGUACCUCGAAGUGGCAAAAGCUCACAGAGGAGGAGACAGGAAAGAUCGAGAAAUCGCUCUCGGGGACGUCCAAGCUCUUGCCCAGCUUGGUCGAUGAGGACCAAGAUGCCAAGACUGUGAAGCUUCAAAGCUAUCAGAACUCAAUCACUAUGAAAGAGGCCCUGGCCGUGCUCAAAGAGGCCGCGGUAGAGCCUCCAGAAGAGGCCUUGAAGAAACCCGACCUCAGCCCCCGGGCUAACGCUGGCUAUAGUGUUUAUGAGGAGGUGGCGGAGCUGAGGGCCUUUCUGGAGGAGGCCAUUCAGGAUGACGAGAACGAGAAAACCCUGAAGGAUCUUGGCGUUCCAGACGCCCAUUCUCAAAUGCACAGGGCGUCAUGUAUUGGCGGCUCAUGCAACUCUUAUCCUUCCAAAGCUGAAGGAAUUAUGGAGGUGACGCUUCAGUCGCCUCCGAAACGGCAAGCUUCAGCCAUGUCAGAGGAGUUGUACGACUCCGAGAGCAUCGUGUGCGACAAGAGUCAUUCUUUGAUCUCCAAUGCGUCUUGGGCUGUCUCAAAUCCUGGGGACAGCCUGGCGUACAGUCAUUCUGGAACUUCAGGCCUUGGCUCCCUGGCCGACACCCACGAGGUUCCAACGAAGCCCAGGCCACCGGAGCCUGAGACGGUGGCCGCGGUGGCCCCUGUGGCCUGUGAUCCCCCGACCAUCGAUGGCCAGAAGAUCAAGGCCUUCGCAUCGGCAGUUCAAGGUGCCAAAGGUCUGGGCGAGGACUUGCAGAAAGACUUGUUAGAGAUUCUUCAUGCCCUCCCAGGUUUCAAAGCUUGA
Molecule: messenger RNA, 888 nt
Organism: Durusdinium trenchii
Lineage: Eukaryota; Dinophyceae; Suessiales; Symbiodiniaceae
Source: the annotation of a GenBank genome assembly